This is a messenger RNA of Panicum virgatum (switchgrass), 1166 nucleotides long. RefSeq lists its product as uncharacterized. The coding region runs from base 444 to 1166 and encodes 240 amino acids. The record is from RefSeq and is a predicted model, not a curated record. Lineage: Eukaryota; Viridiplantae; Streptophyta; Magnoliopsida; Poales; Poaceae. The transcript is spliced from 5 exons.
UAAACGAACCCGCUUAGCCACCCCGCUAAAAUACAUGUGGCGGUUGAUGCGGCCCAGCUGCAAAGUCUUAGUGGCCCAAUUUUGGCCAGCCCACCAAAGUCCGUGGACAAGAGUUCAAGCCCGCAAGACCCGCAUCGACCUCCUCCUCUCGUCUCGCCAGUCGCCACCACCGUCGACUCAUCGACACCUCCGCCUGCCGCAAUCUUCCGCCCGAUUCCCGUCGCCACGCGCCUGCCCUCCCGUCGCCACGCGCCGCCUCACUCCCUCUCUCUCUCUCCCGUGCCGCCAGCUCGCCAGCGCUCCCUCACCUCGCGCUGCCCGACCGCCGAGAAUGCAGCAGGCAACCCUAGGCUAGGGUUUUCACUGGGAUUCUUCGCGCCCGCUCGUCGAUUCGCAUCUUCGGCCACUGCGCCUCGGCUUCCUCAACUCCGGUCCUGUGACAGAUGGAGAUGGCAGAUGCAAGCAACUGGGGUUGGCACUCUAGUGGUGUGGCGGAGGGGAAGGGGGAGGAGGAGGAUUCUGACCAAGAACCUUUUUGUGAUGAAUUGGAGCCCGCAGGUCGACCGGCUGGCAGUCCUCAACAAACUGGAUCUCACCAAGAAUUUUAUGUAGGAAAUCAGAUGUCAACUCUACCAUAUGAGGUUGUGCCAAGAGAGCAGGUUAGUCAAGAAAGGGAGCAGCAAAUAGGUAUGCAAACAGGACUACGGGAACCUUUAACUGCAGCAGCAAAGAGCGUGGCAAGAAUACAGUCAUUGUUGAAAAGAAAGUCCCCACUAAUGCAGCAGAUUGUGAGGUCACCAUUACUGAAGAGGCGGCUAAUGUCACCGAGGUUGGCUUCUCGUGUUCCUGGACAAGGUGUAGAUGCACCUAGAUCAACUAGAAAGCGCAAACUUAGAUCUGCUGUUUGGAAAGAGUUUGAGCCAAUUUAUGAAGGAAAUUUAAUUGUGCGAGCUAAAUGCAUUAACUGUUUGGAUUUAUUUGCUGCCAAUCGAGAAAAUGGUAGAAGUGCCUGUCGUAGGCACUUGGAAGUGUGCAAGGAGCGACUUAGAAUGAAUCAAAUGGUUGAGAAUUUGAGGACAGAUGCUGUGUCCCCCGAUGCACUUGCGUUGAAAAACUGGAAGUUCGACCAGGAAGUGUCACGGGAAGCAAUGAACUACGGUCGUUGA